AUGGCGUCAACUACUCUGAUGACAUUUCUUCUUUAUACUCCACCGAGUACAAAAUCAGUAAAAUUACUGGGCUCGUGGGAUAAUUUCUCUCGGCCGUAUAUAAUGGAGAGGGACCGGAGAGUCGGCCCCGACCACUGGAGAGGAUGCCAUACUUUCACAAACAUCAUAUGCGACGGAUCACCCAGCAACGUGUCACAAGGGCGGGAUGGCGGCCUAAAAAUGGGGGGGACUUAUUGGUACUAUUAUAUAUUAGAUGACGACAGGGAGUUCUAUAACGAGGCAGAGCCGGUGACAACCAUGUGCCCCCUUCUGCCGGGUCAACCGGUGAACGUUCUCCAUGUCCCCAUCGUCCUCCCAGAUAACAGAUGUUAUCGCCGUGGGAGCAGUGCUAGUUCUGAGAAGUGGGAGGACUACCGGACUAUGAAGCCCGAAGACAAGUAUAUGAACCCUAGGCAACCACCCAAGCCGAAACCCAUACUUCGUUUGAAGACUUCUCCUUCGCUGUUCAAUCAUCCCAAUCCCUCGUGGCCAUUUAAUGGCGAUAUCUACUCGUCGGAAGAGUUUGUCCACAGCAGAAUUUCACAGUCUUCAAAUGCGACAGGCCGUUCUAAAAGACGGAGGAGGGGCUUCAAAACUGCCCGCUCUGCUUCGCCUCCCAGGUCUAGGGGUCUUAGAGCCGCAUUUAGGUAUUUGAAUGGUAAUUCCCCUGAACGCGGUGCUGUUGGCCGCAAAGGUGGAGGCACUAUGGCACAUGAUGAUUCUACAACGCGACAGAUGGGGACUCAGCAAGAAGGGUGGCGCUCUAUGCCUCAUUCGACUGAGAACGUCGUAUUCGAGAUGCCCGUGCCAGAAGCAGACAGUCGAGAUGGGAAUGGACACGUUCUCCGUUGGCCAGUAUGCGGCGUAGAGGAUCGAUCCGUGUCUAUCCCAAUACAGGAUCGUCGAGCUGCUACAAAGUCGCGGGAUUCCUCCCCAGAAAAGAAAUACCUGACUCUGGAUAGGUCCCCGAAAAGCGGCCUGUCCGGUCUUAAGUUGGAGACCCCUACGCUUCCAAAGCAGAAUCCGCAAAUAUCGCCCGCUCAUGCCGAGCAGUCAACUAUUUCGAAGGAAGAAACAACCCCAAAGCCGCCUGAUUUCAAGUUCAAGAGGCUUCCCACGCUGCCCAACAGCCCAUCCUCGGUCAUGGAAGAGGCCUUGAAUGCCAUCGAGGCUCAAUAUAGAGCGAUUGACAUGGAAGCCCUAUGCAGCCGCUUCUCUAGCUUUACUAUGACAGCUAAACCGGACGCCAACGAAGCUCCAUGCCAAGUAAGUCGGUUUUCCGAAUGGAGCACGGACACAGAAGCCCUCUCCCCAGACUCCAUGGUAUCAUCCUCGACAUUAAAUAAUGACAAGCAAACUUCUCCCGCCUCUGUCGGAAUGUCCCAACCCGCUACUCCCCGCUUGACAGCAGAUUCUGAAUUCUCUUCCGUCUCUGUCUCUGAUGACUCUAAAUUCUCUUACCUGUCUCUUCCUCGUCUUUCACUCACGCUUUCCUCGCCAACUCUCGAUCUACCUUGGCUCUCCACUAAUGAUGUGGAAUUUGAUCGUAUGGAGACCAAUCCCAAACGGCACGCAGCUCUUUUCGAAGCGAUGGAGUCUUGGGCGAUCCUGGAUAUGCCAUGCAGUCCCGAUUCCUCUUCCACCUUCGUUUCACCAGAGAAUUCCGGACAACGGAAUAGCUCUGAUAUGUCACGAAACAUUACUGCCACUCGCCAGUCGUGCGAGGGCUCGGGGAAGACCCCAUUCCCUCGGCAGGCUUCAAUGAUCCAGGAAAUGAUAGAUGAAUUAGGUUACUUGAGAAGUAUGAUUGAAUCUGGCAUUGAUGGAUUUUGA
Messenger RNA from Monascus purpureus, 1872 nucleotides. NCBI's taxonomy places the organism in Eukaryota, Fungi, Ascomycota, Eurotiomycetes, Eurotiales, Aspergillaceae. The record is from the annotation of a GenBank genome assembly.